This is a messenger RNA of Daucus carota subsp. sativus, 1124 nucleotides long. RefSeq names its product ferritin, chloroplastic. NCBI's taxonomy places the organism in Eukaryota, Viridiplantae, Streptophyta, Magnoliopsida, Apiales, Apiaceae. Bases 83 to 904 code for a protein of 273 amino acids. Gene Ontology annotation, molecular function: ferrous iron binding; ferric iron binding. Gene Ontology annotation, cellular component: cytoplasm. The transcript has 8 exons. The record is from RefSeq and is a predicted model, not a curated record. Gene Ontology annotation, biological process: iron ion transport; intracellular iron ion homeostasis.
UAAAUUUCUACAAACCCUCAUCUUCUCCUUCUGCACAGACUAUAAUUCUUGUUUCCAAAUCUUGAUAAAACAAUUUAUAACAAUGUUUUCUUCUGCAUCAUUUUGUGCCAUUGAAGGUGCAAAUCUUGCAACCCCUUUGGCAUUGAAUUCGAAAUCUUUAUCAUCGAAUUCGAAAUCUUGUUCUGCUCAUUUCACCGCAACAAUUAAUAAUUUUGCAAGAAAAAGAACGGGGGUCUUGGUUUCGGCUUCUGGUUCGGCUUCAGUUGAUACUGAUAGUGGUAAUAACUUGCCACUCAGUGGUUUAGUGUUCCAACCAUUUGAAGAGGUGAAAAAUGAGGCUUUUGUUGUUCCGGUGGCUCCUCAUACUUCCCUUGCUCGACAACGCUUUCAAGAUGAAUGUGAAUCAGCUAUCAAUGAGCAAAUCAAUGUGGAAUACAACAACUCCUAUCUGUACCAUGCCAUGUUUGCGUACUUCGACAGGGACAAUGUUGCUCUGAAAGGACUUGCCAAGUUUUUUAAGGAUUCAAGUGAAGAGGAAAGAACACAUGCUGAGAUGCUAAUGGGAUAUCAGAACAUGCGCGGUGGAAGAGUUAAACUGCACUCAAUACUGAAUCCCCCUAGUGAAUUUGACCACGCGGAGAAGGGUGAUGCCUUGUACGCCAUGGAGCUAGCAUUAUCUUUAGAGAAGCUCACAAAUGAAAAACUUCUGAACUUGCACGCUGUGGCUGAUCGAUGCAAUGAUCCUCAGCUAGCAGACUUUAUUGAGAGCAAUUUUUUGGAGGAGCAGGUUGAAGCUAUCAAGAAAAUAUCAGAUUAUGUAAGUCAGUUGAGGAGGGUUGGAAAAGGACACGGUGUGUGGCACUUUGAUCAAGCACUCUUACUCGAGGGUGGGGCAGCAGUAUAAAUGAGUCUACUGUAGUUUCAACUAGAUAGAAUUUGUAUUUUGCAUAAGAUAUAAGAAAUGUUGUUGAUUAUGAAAUGUAUUCAUGAUAAUAUGUAACUGCAUAAUAAAACUUAGAGAGGUUUAUGGCCUUACAAGAAUAAACGUAUAAUGUACUUGAAGCGUGAAUGAUUGUAUCAGACUAUGUAUGACUCUUUUGGUAAUGCGAGUAGGAUUUCAUAUA